GAACUUUCACAAUUAUGAGCCAUGAGGUUAAUUCAGAUAAAAGGUCCUUUUCAUAGGAUCUCUUCACGAAGCUACAGCUCCGCAACUUCUAAACCGGCUAUAAUACAAAUUAAAAAUGGCACGUUCUACCGUCAUCAUCCGUCCUCCCUGGCUGCGAAAGAAGCCAAUCCAGCACUGUUCAAGGAUUUAAAUUUUGAAUUACCGUCAUUCCCAGAAGAUCCUCACUACUGGGCCAUAUUGGGGCCAUCAUCUUCUGGAAAAACUGCAUUUCUACAGAUUUUGAGAGGGCUAUAUUUGUCCUUUCCACCUACCGCUCGGUCAUAUCCGUAUCUUAACUCCGAGGAGAUAAAUCAGAAGAACCAUGAAUUACGCAUACCCAGUAGAGCAAUAGAGUAUGUCGGCUUUGGUGGCGAGCAGGGAGUUUUGUCGGGGCAAGGAACCAGAGGGGCAUACCUGAGCGCGAGAUAUGAGGCUCACCGGGAGGCCACGGACUGGACCGUCCUGAAUUACCUCCAGGGCAGGACAGAGCUGAAUCCUUCAGAAGAAGAAAAAAGCAAGUCCAUUAACGAGGCAUCUUUGAAAAGGGUCAUUGAGGAUUUGAGACUCGGAGACCUUAUUGAUAUGCCAGUGUCGAAUCUGUCUAAUGGGCAAACCAGGAGAGCAAAGAUUGCGAGGGCAUUGCUUGGAAAACCAGAAGUUCUGUUGCUGGAUGAGCCGCUCAUGGGGUUGGAUCCACCAACGCUGAUGACUUUGAGCCCAUUGCUACAUGGACUUGCGAAGGCCAACGACCCCAGGUUGAUUCUUUCGUUGAGACCUCAAGAUCCAAUUCCGGACUGGAUUACGCAUCUUAUGUAUCUACGCCCGGAAUGUGAAGUAGCUUUCAAAGGACCAAAAGAAGAGGUCUUGAGCGAGCUGAGAGCAAACAGCGGUAGCGCCGUCAAUAUCCCAGUUCAGUCCCUCCAUGAAAUUGGUCGGACACUCACCGAUCGGGGGAUUGUGGAGCCAGACACCUCAGAGGCAACGGGAACCUCUUCAUCUACUCGAGGGGAUGACAUGGAAGAAUCGAAGGAAGCGGAAACAGGAGAGAUUCUGGUUGACAUGGACGGUGUUCGCGUAGCAUACGGCCCGAAGGUUGUCCUCGGUAACUGGACACAAGACGUGGAUGGCAAGCCCCAGAAAGGUCUCCAUUGGAAAGUCAGGCGCGGCCAGCGAUGGGGUAUCAUCGGUGCAAAUGGGAGUGGAAAAACCACUAUCCUUUCUCUGAUAUGCUCCGAUCACCCUCAGACAUACUCGCAGCCCGUGAAGCUGUUUGGGCGGUCACGUCUCCCUGAGCCUGGUAGACCUGGAAUAUCCAUCUUUGACAUUCAGGCACGGAUCGGCCACUCUUCGCCCGAAAUACAUCACCAUAUCCCACGUACUCUGACACUCAAGCAAACGCUAGAGAACGCUUGGUCGGAGACAUUCCUGGGAAUUCCGAAGUUGGAUAAGAGCGAUGUUGCGGCUGUCGAAGCCUGCCUCAAAUGGUUCGAGCAUGAGCUGCGGCCAGGUGCUGCUGCUAGUGAUGCCUCACAGCCAGUUCAUGAUUCAACCGCAUGGGCCAGUGAAUGCCUCUUCAACCAGCUACCGUUCUCGUCUCAGCGUGUUGCAUUAUUUCUACGAGCCAUAAUCAAGAAGCCAGAUCUUGUUAUUUUGGACGAAUCCUUUGGUGCUAUGGAUGAAGUCGUGAGAGAUAAGUGCAUGCUUUUCCUUGCUCAUGGAGAGACCAAGACGUUCCAGUGGAAGGAUGGCUCGCGUGAGGUUGUUGAAUCCGACGCAUCAUGCGCAGGUAACGUUGCUAUUCGAGGAUUAGGUCCUGAACAAGCUCUCCUGUGCAUUAGCCAUGUUCGAGAGGAGAUUCCUGGCUGUGUACGAGAAUGGGUCUGCUUGCCAGAAUCUACCUCUGGGACGCCGCCAAGGUUUGGAAGAUUAGAUGGGCCGUUAGAUGGUGAUAGUAGACGGUGGAAUCAGAUAUGGGGUAUAUAGUAUAUAGACUAUAAUGAACAUAGAUGUAACAAAGAUAAAUGUACAAGUAGCGGACGUCUAUGGUAAUCAAUAAAGAGAG
This is a messenger RNA of Pseudogymnoascus destructans, 2101 nucleotides long. RefSeq lists its product as uncharacterized. The transcript has a single exon. The coding region runs from base 22 to 2022 and encodes 666 amino acids. The record is from RefSeq and is a predicted model, not a curated record. Gene Ontology annotation, molecular function: ATP binding; ATP hydrolysis activity. Lineage: Eukaryota; Fungi; Ascomycota; Leotiomycetes; Thelebolales; Thelebolaceae. Gene Ontology annotation, cellular component: mitochondrion.